AUGUGGAGUGCUUCUAAUUACUAUGGUCUUACACCCGAUGAAGUACAACAAAUAAAUGAUGGUUUUUAUGAAUUUGAUUUGAAUAAAAAUGGUUAUAUAACUGUAAAUGAAAUGCGUCAAUGUCUUAGUCGUAAUGGUGUACAAUUUAGUGAUGAAGAAGUUGAUCGAGUUAUGGCUAAAAUGGAUCUUAAUCGUGAUGGACAAGUGAGCUAUAAUGAAUAUAUGCUAUAUAUGAGUACUAUUUAUCGAAAUAGGCGUUUAUAA
Messenger RNA from Didymodactylos carnosus, 264 nucleotides. Lineage: Eukaryota; Metazoa; Rotifera; Eurotatoria; Philodinida; Philodinidae. The record is from the annotation of a GenBank genome assembly.